ACGGAGGCACGUGGGGUUAAUUUCUACUGAAGCUAAAUGAAUGUGUUGAAUCGGUUGUGAUUGGGUUGGGUUCGUGGGGUUUAGAAAUUCUUGCAUACAGGGGCAAAAGAUUAGGUAUACCGUUGAGUCUUUCCCUUAGUCCCAUUCGUCACUAUGAUCAAAGAAACUCAACAGCAGCAUUGGAAUAUUCCUCCCAGUGCCCCAGCUUGCAUGGAUUAUCACCUGGAGGCAGUCGAUUACCGAUCAGAUGGGGCAAUGUUGUUGGCUGCAUCAAGCUUGACUGGCCGUUUGUGGAUGGGCUCUCUUUGGGUAUACAAGAACCCAUCUAGUGCCCCAAAUGAGGGCUUCUGCACUGCUGGUGUCCAGACUGAAGCUGGUGUGGUUGAUGCCAAGUGGGUAACUGAUACAGGAAUCCUGGUAGCAUCUGACUCAGGAGCUGUUGAGUUUUGGGAACUGUCUGAAAAUGAGACGCUGAUCGUAAACAAAUUCUGCAGAUAUGAGCAUGAGGAUAUUGUCUCCAAAGUGUGUGUGCUUGCCGGAGGGCUCCAGGUAGUUAGCGGCAGUAUGGACUGCAGUGUAAAAGUUUGGGAUCUCCAAACCCAAAUGGUGCUGAACUCCUACAGAGCUCAUACCAGAGAUGUGGUGUGCGUUGCAUCCAGCCCUACAGAGGAAGCCCUCUUCUUGUCAUGUAGUCGGGAUGGCAAAGUAUUGCUCUGGGACAGAAGGAAUCCUAAACCAGCCUCUUGGUUAGAUGUUGGAGUUCCAGAUUGUAGCCCCACUUCACUUGCUUGGCACUCGCAGCAAACUGAUACUGUGGCAGUUGGUGAUGAAGAUGGAAAUGUUUCUGUCCGAAAACUACAGAACCCAGAAUCUAUUCGGACUUCAGCUGUACACACACACUAUGUCACUGGACUGGCAUUUUCUUCACAUGGCUCUUACUUUAUAGCUUCUGUCAGUGAAGAUUGCUCAGUAGCUGUUUUAGACCAAAGCUUUUCAGAAGUUUUCAGAGAUAGAACUCACCAAGAUUUUGUCAAAGGCUUGUCGUGGUCACCGACUGAUCCUGGGAUUCUCACCACUGUUGGAUGGGACCAUCGGGUUUUACAUCAUUCUGUCAUCAUAUGGAAAACAGCACAACAUAAACUUCAAUUUAUAUUUAGUUUUAAUAAAUUCAGAAUAUAUAUACAUUUACUUUUCAAGCAAUUUCCUUGUCUUUGUCUUUAGGGAUGUGUUUAAAUGUAUAGCCAUUUUCAAAAUUUGAGUUUAUAGAAGAAAUAUCUUUUUGUAUUUUGUUUGAAUGCACAACCUUUUUAUUUCUACAUUGCUGCCAUAUUUUAUUAAGUUCAUAAAACAACUGCCCUUUUUGCCUACCUGCUGUAUUCUUCAUUUUCUUUUUUCAAAUUCUUUAGUUCUAUGCAAGGUAACGUGUGUUGUUUUUAUGCAAGUCCUAGAGCUGGCCAAGCAGUAAAACUGUCCAUUUACAGAAGAGUAA
Molecule: messenger RNA, 1489 nt
Organism: Protopterus annectens (West African lungfish)
Lineage: Eukaryota; Metazoa; Chordata; Ceratodontiformes; Protopteridae
Gene: WDR77
Product: WD repeat domain 77
Exons: 10
Coding region: 154-1221 (355 amino acids)
Biological process (GO): oocyte axis specification
Cellular component (GO): methylosome
Molecular function (GO): protein binding
Source: RefSeq, a predicted model, not a curated record